Cooperia oncophora is the source of this 1788-nucleotide messenger RNA. NCBI's taxonomy places the organism in Eukaryota, Metazoa, Nematoda, Chromadorea, Rhabditida, Trichostrongylidae. The record is from the annotation of a GenBank genome assembly.
AUGGACAAAGCUCCAUUGAAAGAAGUCCCGGAACGGAUAAUCGAUAAAGAACGUGGCAUCACUUAUAUCAGAGGGAAAUUUCUUGGCAAAGGAGGCUUUGCUAGAUGUUAUGAACUCACCAAUGCUUCCACGAAUGAAGUGUUUGCUGGCAAGAUUGUCUCAAAGACAUUACUUGUCAAGCCGUAUCAGCGUGAAAAGAUGACUCAAGAAGUGCAAAUCCAUCGUAACUUAAGUCAUCCACAUGUGGUGCAGUUGUAUAGUUUUUUCGAGGACAGUGAUAACGUUUAUAUUACAUUGGAAUUAUGCCCUCGCAGAUCACUGAUGGAAUUGCAUAAACGGCGAAGAUCAGUCACCGAACCAGAAGCACGUUAUUUCACACACCAGGUGUGCUUAGCCGUGGACUACCUCCAUGAUAAGAAGGUGAUUCACCGUGACUUGAAGCUAGGAAACCUUUUCCUCAAUGGCGAACUCCAGGUUAAAAUAGGUGAUUUUGGUCUUGCAACUACUGUAGAUAUGGAAGGUGAACGCAAGAAAACGUUAUGUGGUACUCCAAACUAUAUAGCUCCCGAAGUGCUUGAUAAAAAAGGUCACUCGUUUGAAGUAGAUGUAUGGGCGAUUGGUUGCAUUUUGUAUACGUUGCUCUUUGGGCGUCCUCCAUUCGAAACGAAAUCACUGAAGGAGACUUACAGCCGUAUAAAAAUGAAUCAGUAUCGCGUUCCAUCGAAUGCGGGACAGAUCGUCAGCCAUCUCAUCCAAAACCUCUUAGCGGCCGAUCCUGCGAAACGGCCCACGGUGAAACAGAUACUGGCCCAUGAAUUUUUCCGUUCUGGUUAUAUGCCAACUCGGCUUCCAAUUUCCUGCCUUACAAUGGCACCUAAGUUCAAUCGUCACAGCGAGGUUGGUCUUCCUGCUACCACUGACAAGCGCGGAGUACCUGCUGGUGUGCUUAGUCCUAAACAGUUGGUGAAACAAGAUCUCAUGAGUGGCCACGCCCGCGCCUUGAAUGCUGUUCCCGAGAACAAAGCCUUGGAUGGGGAACGUAUCGACAGAGGGCUUGGUGUUGCCAAAGUACCAGAAGACGGUUACCUGUCUGAGUUAUACGAACAGAUUGCUUCACUUUGUAACGCUCGUGUUGCGGACCGAGAAUUACGGGUAGAAGAUGAAGCGCCUGAGGCAAUGCCCAUAUUCUGGAUCAGCAAAUGGGUGGACUACUCUGAUAAGUACGGAAUCGGGUAUCAGCUUUGUGAUAAUUCGGUUGGGGUGUUGUUCAACGAUAGUUCAAAGCUGGUACUUGAUGAGGCCGGCAAUGAGCUGACAUAUAUCGAGAAAAAUGAAACAGAAAACUACUACGGUAUAGAGUCUUAUCCUGAAACCUUAGCCAAAAAGGUUACUUUGUUGAAAUAUUUCCGUGCUUAUAUGAACGAACAUUUAAUAAAAGCUGGAGCCCAUGUGGUGAAGAAAGAUGGUGAUGACCUAGCCCGACUGCCGGUUCUACGAUACUGGUUCCGAACACGAUCUGCGAUUGUGUUGCAUUUGUCCAAUGGCACUCUGCAAAUCAAUUUCUUUGAAGACCAUACAAAAACGAUAGUUUGUCCAUUGAUGGGAGCGAUUACGUACAUUGAUGAGCACAGGAAUUUCCGUGUCUACAAGUUGUCGCACCUGGAAAGAAAUGGAUGUACAAAGGCACUUAUGAGUCGUCUGCGGUACGUGAAAACGAUGGUUGAGCGGAUGAUGUCUAACAGCAACAGUCGUCCUGGCUCCUUAAGCACUGUGCGGGUUAGAAUAUGA